AUGGAGAUCCGGCAGCACGAGUGGCUCUCGGCCUCCCCCCACGAGGGCUUUGAGCAGAUGAGGCUGAAAAGCCGCCCCAAGGAGCCCUCGCCGAGCCUGACCCGAGUGGGCGCGAACUUCUACAGCAGCGUCAAGCAGCAGGACUACAGCGCCAGCGUCUGGCUCCGGAGGAAAGACAAGCUGGAGCACUCCCAGCAGAAGUGCAUCGUGAUCUUUGCACUGCUGUGCUGCUUUGCCAUUCUCGUUGCAUUGAUAUUUUCAGCCGUGGACAUCAUGGGAGAGGAUGAGGAUGGGCUCUCAGAAAAAAAUUGUCAAAAUAAAUGUCGAAUUGCCCUGGUGGAAAAUAUUCCUGACGGCCUUACCUAUUCAGAAAAUGCACCAUUUCACUUAUCCCUUUUCCAAGGCUGGAUGAAUUUACUCAGCAUGGCCAAAAAGUCUGUUGACAUAGUAUCUUCCCAUUGGGAUCUCAACCACAGUCAUCCAUCAGCAUGUCAGGGUCAACGUCUUUUCGAAAAGUUGCUCCAACUGACUUCUCAAAAUGUUGAAAUCAAGCUAGUGAGUGAUGUAACAGCUGAUUCAAAGGUAUUAGAAGCCUUGAAAUCAAAGGGAGCUGAGGUGACCUACAUGAACAUGACUGCCUACAACAAGGGUCGGCUGCAGUCCUCCUUCUGGAUUGUGGACAAACAGCAUGUUUACAUCGGCAGUGCUGGUUUGGACUGGCAGUCCCUGGGACAGAUGAAGGAACUUGGUGUCAUCUUCUACAACUGCAGCUGCCUGGUCCUAGAUUUACAAAGAAUAUUCGCUUUAUAUAGUUCAUUAAAAUUCAAGAGCAGAGUACCUCAGACCUGGUCCAAGAGGCUCUAUGGGGUCUAUGACAAUGAAAAGAAAUUGCAGCUUCAGUUGAACGAAACUAAAUCUCAAGCAUUUGUGUCGAAUUCUCCCAAACUGUUUUGCCCUAAAAACAGAAGCUUUGACAUAGACGCCAUCUACAGUGUAAUAGAUGAUGCCAAGCAAUACGUGUACAUCGCAGUCAUGGACUACCUGCCUAUCUCCAGCACAAGCAACAAAAGGACUUACUGGCCAGACUUGGAUGGGAAAAUUAGAGAAGCGUUAGUUUUGCGAAGCAUUAAAGUUCGACUCCUUAUCAGCUUCUGGAAGGAAACUGACCCCCUCACAUUUAACUUUAUUUCCUCUCUUAAAGCUAUUUGCACUGAAAUAGCCAACUGCAGUUUGAAAGUUAAAUUUUUUGAUCUGGAAAGAGAGAAUGCUUGUGUUACAAAAGAACAAAAGAAUCACACCUUCCCUAGAUUAAAUCGCAACAAGUACAUGGUGACGGAUGGCGCAGCUUAUAUUGGAAAUUUUGACUGGGUAGGGAAUGAUUUUACCCAGAAUGCUGGCACAGGCCUUGUUAUCAACCAAGCAGAUGUGAGAAACAACACAAGCAUCAUUAAGCAACUUAAGGAUGUAUUUGAAAGGGACUGGUACUCGCCCUACUCCAGAACCUUGCAGCCCACCAAGCAGCCGAACUGCUCAAGCCUCUUCAAACUCAGACCCUCCUCAAAUAAAACUGUCACCUACAACGCAAGUGGAAAGGACCCCUAGAGUGUAUAGUCUGAAUGAACAAACUUACAGGACACCUUAUAUUUCACAUUUAUACAAAAAAGACUUGAGGAGAGAAAAAUAAUUUAAUAUGUCU
Molecule: messenger RNA, 1696 nt
Organism: Eubalaena glacialis (North Atlantic right whale)
Lineage: Eukaryota; Metazoa; Chordata; Mammalia; Artiodactyla; Balaenidae
Gene: PLD5
Product: phospholipase D family member 5
Exons: 10
Coding region: 1-1602 (533 amino acids)
Molecular function (GO): catalytic activity
Source: RefSeq, a predicted model, not a curated record